This is a messenger RNA of Lactuca sativa (garden lettuce), 1123 nucleotides long. RefSeq names its product TPX2 (targeting protein for Xklp2) protein family. NCBI's taxonomy places the organism in Eukaryota, Viridiplantae, Streptophyta, Magnoliopsida, Asterales, Asteraceae. Gene Ontology annotation, biological process: mitotic spindle assembly; regulation of mitotic spindle organization; activation of protein kinase activity. The record is from RefSeq and is a predicted model, not a curated record. Gene Ontology annotation, molecular function: microtubule binding; protein kinase activator activity. Gene Ontology annotation, cellular component: nuclear microtubule; spindle.
ACAAAUCUCCAACCCCUACUCCCAUAUAUAACACACACUAUACACACUCUUCACUUCACUUCACUUCAACUUUAACUUCUUUUAAGUUAUUUACACUCAUUAUGGAAACCCCUAGAAUAAAAACUUCUCACAAGUAUGUGAAGAAUACUUCUUACAGCAGUGAUGCUGUUCGUUCACCAACAAGACCUGUGAAAUCCGACCCCUCUUCGCUUCCCAUCAAAACAAAAACUUCGGUUAUCACAACAAAGACAUCAAUAAAAGAAAAUAUGAAGCCUGAGUAUGUCAAGUUCCAAACACUAGCGAAAGAAAACACCAAAUCCAUGGAAGUCAAACUCCAAACGAAGGAAAGAGCAGUCAAACGUGCUUUCUUUAACUACUCGAUUGCAACCAAGCUCUAUCUUAUGGAGCAACAAAAGAGGCAAAUAGAGAAGAUACAGAAGAUGAUCGAGGAAGAAGAGGUUCGAAUGUUAAGAAAGGAGAUGAUCCCUCGAGCUCAGUUGAUGCCUCUAUUUGAUAGGCCUUUCUUUCCACGAAGGUUACCAGUAAAUACUAACAAAUCUCUUACUGAUCUUCUCGCAAUCUUCUUCGACUACUUAAUUUCUUUCCUUUUUACAGAUCUACAACUCCUACAAAAGCUGCGAAAAAGUCAAGUUCUCAAGAAACGCAUAGAAACAGCUUCUCUUGUGCGCAAGAAUUCUACAAUUUCAGAGAAAAUGAAGCGCGUUGAUCACCACCAUCAAUCAUUGAUCGUGUAGGAUAGUACAACUCCAGCCCAUGUCUGUUGAGCUGCUUGCAAUUGAUGAGAUGUUUUGACUUUAUUGAAGAGUGGUAUUUUAAUUUGUGAACAAAAGAAAGUAGAUAAAGAUGGAUUUUGUCGAAUAAGAUCUGAAGUGGCAACUAGAAUAAAGUGUUAGUUUGUGGGCUGAUUUUUUUCCGAACAGCAAUUCAUCCAAGGUUGAAGCUGGUGAGGUUCGAACUUGGGCAACUUUUUUUUUUUUUUUGAAUGCUUAAAUCCCAAACGAUCACUGUUAGGUCACCUCGAUGAUUGCUAUUGGUUUGGUUUCUUUUAUGUUAUCAUGUACUGAUUGAUCUUGAAUGGAAAGUUAUGGAUUUUUAUUUCUCA